AGGUGCGUGUUUACCUUGAUAAUACUGUAUCCUUAUUCCCCGUGGACUAGAUAGACGGUAAACUUGUAAAAACUAAACUUAUGUCUCAUAAAGUUAUUACUCGUUCAAUGGUAAAGUCUUAACUUGGCGCAAUGCAUAUUUGUUUAGUGUUUAUCGUCGUUCAUACAUUUUAGAGGAAAUACGAAAAAGAAAAUUUCAAACUAAAUGAUAAAUUAUUAUUUAUAAAAGGUUUAUAUUUUUUUACAAAAUAACCAUCAAUCAUGUCAAUAAAACUAUUAAAAUAUAUUGUCUCAAAUAGUUGUAUAAGAAGCAGAGUACAUAGUAUGAAAUAUAUGAGUACUGUAAAUAAUGAUAAGCUCAUUAAAGUAACUUUUAACAAAGCCAAUGGCGACAAAAUUACUGCCGAAGGCAAAAAAGGAGAUUCUUUGUUGGAUGUCAUUAUCAAUAAUAACUUAGAUUUUGAUGGAUAUGGAGCAUGUGAAGGUACGUUAACAUGUUCUACAUGUCAUGUGAUUUUAGAUUCAAAGGACUAUGAUGCAUUACCUGAUAAGCCCUCUGACGAAGAAUUAGAUAUGUUAGAUUUAGCAUAUAACUUAACUGAUACGUCUCGAUUAGGAUGUCAAAUAAUUUUAGAAGAAAAAUUAGAUGGCUUAGAAGUUAAAGUACCAGCUACAGUUAAUGAUGCUAGGUAUAACUAAAACAUACAUAUAAAAAAACAAUAUUUUGACAAAAAAUAUUACUUUUCUUAUUUAAAUUAAUAUAUUAUUAUCUAUAGACUUUAAAACGAGAGAUGAAUCUAAAUGCUUAUGACUUGCUCCAAGUUAAACUAUUACAUUUAUGGUUUUAUUUGUUUUUUCGUCAUUUAAAUACUUGUAAAUACUUAAUAAGUAGUACAGUACUAAAUUACUAGCAAAUACGAUUAUAUUAUAAUAUAUACAAAAUAUGCAAUAGAAAUUGUUAAUAACAACAUUGAGGGUCUAUAUAAAUGAUAAGUUAAUCUACUAUUUAAUUGUUUGUAUUUCUAGUGAGUAAUAAGAUUAUAUUAGCAUUUUCUAAUCUGUGUUGUAACCAUUUUUUUUUAUCUAUUUAUUUUAACUUAAUAUUAUACAAACAAUUAAAUCUUCUUUAAUUGCGCGGGGUACAUUUUAUUUUUAUAUCAUUAAUGGUAGGGUAACUAAGAUCUUAACCUUACCUAAUGCAAGAUUUUUUUAGUUCAUCUUUUUUGGUAGGGAGGUCGAAAGAAAAAAUUAGAGUUUUCAAGUGUCAGCAAAAAUUAAAAAAAAAACUGGGAUUUUUACGCAAAAUUGGUUAUCUAAAUAAUUGAUUCUGUUUGAAAUAUGCAAUUUUUCCUGGAUGUUUAUACUGGCAUUUUCUAUACACCAUAAAUGUUAGGUUAGAUGUUAGGUUAAAUGUUAUCUAAAAUAUUUAGAUACUGUUUGAGCUAUUGACAAUAGGCAUACAAAAAUUGAAAUUUUUGAUAGUUUUUUAAAAAUUAUUGUUGACAAAAAAUUUUUUGCUUGGUUAAAAAAAUUGAAAAUUAAAUACAAAGUUCCUCAGUGUGCUUCUAGCCUAUAAUCUAACUAUUUUAUAGAGUAUUAUAAUUUUACAUUUUUGGAUUGCAUAAUAUGUUUAAAGAUUCCUUAAUUUUUAAUGUAUGUUCAUAUAUUUACAAAAAAUUAAUUUUUAUUUCAGAGACUAAUAUAAUGUAUGUAAAAUUACAUUUAGCUAUAAACAUUGUCUGUGUGGAAUGUUAACUCCGUUGUUGCAAGUAAAUAUAUAUUAAAAUAUCAA
This is a messenger RNA of Metopolophium dirhodum (rose-grain aphid), 1791 nucleotides long. RefSeq names its product adrenodoxin-like protein 2, mitochondrial (gene Fdx2). NCBI's taxonomy places the organism in Eukaryota, Metazoa, Arthropoda, Insecta, Hemiptera, Aphididae. The transcript is spliced from 4 exons. Gene Ontology annotation, biological process: positive regulation of oxidoreductase activity; P450-containing electron transport chain. Bases 261 to 698 code for a protein of 145 amino acids. Gene Ontology annotation, molecular function: 2 iron, 2 sulfur cluster binding. The record is from RefSeq and is a predicted model, not a curated record. Gene Ontology annotation, cellular component: mitochondrion.